Girardinichthys multiradiatus is the source of this 6504-nucleotide messenger RNA. Its product is annotated as transportin-2-like. Bases 118 to 2793 code for a protein of 891 amino acids. Gene Ontology annotation, cellular component: cytoplasm; nucleus. Gene Ontology annotation, molecular function: nuclear import signal receptor activity; small GTPase binding. The transcript is spliced from 25 exons. The record is from RefSeq and is a predicted model, not a curated record. Gene Ontology annotation, biological process: protein import into nucleus. NCBI's taxonomy places the organism in Eukaryota, Metazoa, Chordata, Actinopteri, Cyprinodontiformes, Goodeidae.
CUUAACGGAAGCUUUCGCAGGUCAAUUUAAGUCGGCGUGCUCAUUUGAACCAGUAAAACAAACGAAGCAGAAGACGGGCGGCCCAGCACUGAUUAUACAACUUUCCAAUCAAUAUUAAUGGAGUGGCAGCCAGAUGAGCAGGGGCUCCAGCAGGUCCUCCAGCUGCUUAAAGACUCCCAGUCGCCCAACACUGUCACACAAAGAGCUGUCCAACAAAAACUUGAACAACUCAAUCAGUUCCCUGAUUUCAACAACUAUCUCAUCUUUGUCCUCACAAGACUUAAAACUGAAGAUGAGCCGACUCGCUCUUUGAGUGGUUUGAUAUUGAAGAACAAUGUUAAGGCCCACUACCAGAACUUCCCCUCUGGAGUUUCCGAUUUCAUCAAGCGGGAAUGCCUUAACAGCAUUGGCGAUCCCUCGCCGCUUAUCCGGGCCACCAUCGGCAUCCUUAUCACUACGAUUGCCUCCAAAGGGGAACUACAAUCAUGGCCGGAGCUGCUGCCACAGCUCUGCAGCUUGCUUGACUCUGAGGACUACAACACCUGUGAGGGCUCGUUCGGUGCAUUGCAGAAGAUCUGCGAGGACUCGUCGGAGCUGCUGGACAGCGACGCUCUGAACAGGCCCCUCAACGUUAUGAUACCUAAAUUUCUUCAGUUCUUCAAGCAUUGCAGUCCAAAGAUUAGGUCCCAUGCUAUAGCCUGUGUGAACCAGUUCAUCAUCGGAAGAGCCCAGGCCCUCAUGGAAAACGUUGAUACCUUUAUAGAGAGUCUGUUUGUGCUGGCAGUAGAUGAAGACUCCGAGGUCCGUAAGAACGUGUGCAGAGCCCUGGUCAUGUUGCUAGAGGUCCGCAUCGACCGUCUGAUCCCCCACAUGCACAGCAUCAUUCAGUACAUGCUGCAGCGGACUCAGGAUCCUGAUGAGAAUGUGGCUCUGGAAGCCUGCGAAUUCUGGUUGACCUUAGCAGAGCAACCUAUUUGUAAGGAGGCGCUGUCUGGACACCUGAUGCAACUGAUCCCCGUUUUAGUGAAUGGGAUGAAGUAUUCAGAGAUCGACAUCAUUCUGUUGAAGGGUGACGUGGAAGAGGAUGAGGCGGUGCCAGACAGCGAGCAGGACAUCAAGCCCCGUUUCCACAAGUCGCGCACCGUAACCUUGCAACAUGAAGGAGGGGAGGGAGAGGAGGAUGAGGACAUCGAAGAUGACGAUGACGAUGACGACGACAAUGACGUGCUAACAGACUGGAACCUGCGAAAGUGUUCGGCUGCAGCACUCGAUGUUUUGGCCAACGUUUUCCGCGACGACCUACUGCCCCACCUUCUACCGCUUCUAAAAGGGUUACUCUUCCAUCCAGACUGGGUGGUCAAGGAGUCUGGCAUCCUGGUACUCGGAGCCAUAGCUGAAGGUUGCAUGCAGGGCAUGGUGCCCUACCUACCUGAGCUCAUCCCCCACCUCAUCCAGAGUCUGAGUGACAAGAAGGCCUUGGUGCGCUCCAUCGCCUGCUGGACUCUGAGUCGCUAUGCGCAUUGGGUGGUCUCCCAGCCCCCCGACUCCUACCUCAAACCCCUUAUGACGGAGCUUCUCAAGCGUAUCUUAGACAGCAACAAGAGGGUGCAGGAGGCCGCCUGCAGCUCCUUUGCCACCCUGGAGGAGGAAGCGUGCACAGAACUGGUUCCCUACCUGAGCUUCAUCCUGGACACACUGGUUUUUGCCUUUGGGAAGUACCAGCACAAGAAUCUUCUUAUUCUGUAUGAUGCCAUUGGGACUUUAGCAGAUUCAGUGGGUCACCAUCUUAAUCAGCCUGAGUACAUCCAGAAGCUGAUGCCCCCUUUAAUAGCAAAGUGGAAUCAGCUAAAAGAUGAAGACAAGGAUCUUUUCCCUCUAUUAGAGUGUCUGUCGUCCGUAGCUACCGCCCUGCAGAGCGGCUUCCUGCCGUACUGCGAGCCUGUUUAUCAGCGCUGCGUCACAUUAGUUCAGAAGACGCUUGCUCAGGCCAUGAUGUACAACCAGCAACCUGACCAGUAUGAGGCUCCAGACAAGGAUUUUAUGAUCGUGGCCCUGGAUCUGCUCAGUGGGCUUGCAGAGGGUCUCAGUGGCCACGUGGAGCAACUUGUAGCCCGAUCGAACAUAAUGACCCUGCUUUUUCAGUGCAUGCAGGACACCAUGCCCGAAGUGAGGCAAAGCUCCUUUGCACUGCUGGGGGAUCUAACCAAGGCAUGCUUCCUUCAUGUGAAGCCCUGCAUUUCUGAGUUUAUGCCCAUCCUCGGGCUCAACUUGAACCCAGAGUUUAUCUCUGUGUGUAACAAUGCCACCUGGGCCAUCGGAGAGAUCUCUAUGCAAAUGGGUGCAGAGAUGCAGCCUUAUGUUGGUAUGGUGCUGCCCAACCUGGUGGAGAUCAUCAACAGACCCAACACCCCCAAGACUCUGCUGGAAAACACAGCCAUUACGAUUGGCAGACUCGGGUUCGUCUGUCCUCAGGAAGUGGCUCCACAGCUGCAGCAUUUCAUCAGACCAUGGUGCACGUCAUUGAGGAAUAUUAGAGAUAAUGAGGAAAAGGAUUCUGCUUUUCGAGGAAUCUGCGUUAUGAUUGGUGUCAAUCCUGCAGGUGUGGUGCAGGACUUUAUUUUCUUCUGCGAUGCUGUGGCUUCAUGGGUCAGCCCAAAGGAGGAUUUACGAGAUAUGUUUUGUAAGAUCCUGCAUAGUUUCAAGGACCAGGUGGGAGAAGAGAACUGGCAGCAGUUCUCUGAGCAGUUCCCCCCUCUGUUGAAAGAGCGACUAUCAGCCUGCUAUGGUGUCUAAUCCAACCCUUGUUCCAAUGACCUGUCAAGUUCUGAAGGGGAGGGUAACAGGGAAACUCAUUGCACUGCCCAAAUCUUGGGGAGAAACUUGAGCUGGAGGGAUGUGACUGGCCCCAAUCCUCCAGUCUACGGAUGGCCUCUGUUUCCCCUGCGCCCUGUUUGUCUCCAAGGGAGGGUGGGAUGGGGGCGGUAGUUGAGGGAGGGUAAAACAGGGAUAUUUGUAUACCUCUCGUAAUAAAUGCCUCACUGCUAGAAACUCAAAAGUGACUUUCGCCAACCGCAAUCCAGGGGUCUUGGGUAGGCGAGGGCAGAGUUCAGACCUCCGUCUUCACGUUUGGAUUGCUCAUACAAGUUGGUGAUGUCUGGAUGGAGAGGGGGUGGGCAGAUGGGUACAAAAAGUAAUUAUCUGAACCAGCAAAUACUACAAAGCAUGUAGAAUGCUCACAUGUAGCUGUUUAAACAGGAAACGGAUGUUUUUACUUCGUAAUGAUGUGCACAGAACCUUUGCACCUUUUCCAGCAGAAUGGCAUACACCUUUCUAUGUGUACACGCACGCAUCUUUGUUCAUAUGUAAAUUAAGUCGGAUUUGUAGAUUUCCUUUCUAACUGUAGGACUCUCAUUUCUUUCCCCACAACAGAAGCAGUAAAGGUUUAUGCCUUCCCGGUUCCAACAUACUAUAAUACACAUAUUCUAGGCUUAAGUUGCAUGUCCACGUGAAUGUCUUCUUUAUUUGUAAGCAUUAAUUGUCAGUUUUCAAGCCGUCUACUGUUUGGUCCAUGUGUCCCCUCAAUCUAAUCAUCGCCCCCCCACCUAUAGUUUUAACAGAGGUUGUUUGUGUCAAGACGAACUAUAGAUAAAUUCAGGAAUAAACGUGUUUGAUGGUUGUUAAUGCAACAACAUUGCUAAUACUGUAAGCAGAUAAAGAACCGUGUUCGCUGCUGUGGCUUCGUUCUUAAUAUUUAAGGAAUGGACUCGCUGAGAUCCAUCUGUCAUCACCAAGAAUGGAUUCUUACUGGUAUAAAUGCACUUUUUCUGUUCUGAGAAAAUUUAUUUUCUUAUGCAAGACAGUAAUAAUAUACUGAAGUUGUUAGCUUUUUCCGGAUAAGUGAUUUUAGGACUGCUGUAAGCAAAAUCAUAAUAAAGCGGAGUUAAGAGUAAGACUUAAGCGAGCCCAUAGAUUUAUAAUGUAACUCCUAAAAUGGGAUAAAUAGGAUUAUAGGAAUGACGCACUGCACCCUCAUAUGUAUCAGAAAUCAUCUCUUUCUCUCUUGUCACGUGUUAAGGGUCAGAAAAGCGCUUAUCAGGUUUUUGUGGUCAGUAUCAGAUCUCGGGUUUUUGUAAAGCUUUAAGCAGCCAGUAGCGAUUUUAGUCAAUUCUGAUUUCGGUUUAAGAACUAUUGAUAGAAACUCGAACAAUAAACAUCUGUCUUAUUUCUUUUCUCCCCCUGGUCUUGCUGUCAGCUGUUAUUAAUUAUAACACAAAGAUCAUAUGUCGGCAAUCAGCAUUAGUAAAACAAGUCUCGUGUAUUUCCCUAAAGAAUGUUGAUCCUUAAGGCCUUGGCAGACCUUGCUGUGCUUUUAAACGUUAGCUGCUGUGAUCUGGCAGACGAGCGCGCUCUUCUAUUUGUAUGUUUUCACUGCAACCUCUUACGAGGUGAUCAUGAGCUGGUUUAUACACCAUGUUAAAUAAAAAAUUAUUCUUUCUCUUCAGAAUAUAAAUCCUGUUUUUCCUUGUGGUUCUUAAAAGUUGAAUUAUCCACACUGGAAAAGCAGCAGAUCUCUGCUCGCUAUAUUUGUUUAAAAACUAUCAUCGUCAUCUUUCUUCUGCUCAUGGAUCCGAUAUCCAUUAGCUGACACAAAGACUUUCUAGUAGAGCACACUAGGAAGUAUGAAUUAGACAAUGUUAAAAGGCUGACAACAUGUGCAGAUCUGCCAGGUUCUGUAAAAGGUUUAAGUCUCUGAAGGAUGAAAUGCUCCGACUGUUUAGCCUUCCUGUUAUCUACCGGGAAGUCUUGCUGUUUUGUUUUGCAGCCAGAAGAAAAGGCAAAAGCAUGUCUCUAAGUCGCAGAGCUUCCUCUGACUUAAUUUUAAACAUCUUUUUCAAUAAUAAUGAUGAAAAUUCCCAGCUUUGAGUAAUCUUCACUGAGUAACAGCAUCCAACUAGAAAAGUAUUGCAUAUGGUGCAUUCACUGAGCGGGAAAAGAUUAGAUAAUAAAAAUUCAACCUGUUUCUCAGGUAUUCUGUUAUUGGUUAUUAAUGGCUGUUUAUUGAUCCCUGAAUUAAAAGAUUUGAGUUUUAGCAGUUUUUGUAGCCUUGCUGCUGGACUUAUAUGGUACUUCUCCAGCUUCUUAUACUAGUGAUUACUGUUGCCACACAUUCUCCUGCUGAUACUGUGUAGGUUAUGUCUGGGAAUACUGGGAUGUUUUUUGUUUUUUUUAAGUUCUUGGGUUACACAGGUUACCUUAUUAGUGGGAGUGUUGGUCUUUCUUCUGGUUUAUUUUUUUAAAUUCUUGUCCAUAGUUCAUGGUUACAUUGAAACUGUGUGGAUCUCUGCCUGUCGGUGUUUACCAGAAGUACUUAGACAUAAUUGUGCACCAGCCCUACUUAAAAAUGAUUCUAGGAAGUACAGUCUAACUCAUGCCUGUUUUCAUGUAGCUCUCAGAUGUAUUUGUUUGCCAGCCAAUAAGUAAUUCUUAUUGUCAGGUUGCUUAAAGAAACUCCAAAGAUGAAGGUGCUUUUUAAAAAAAAAGAAAUCUAUUCCUGCCUGAUUGAAUAAACAAAUGUCAGCUUCUGUUGAUGGAUUAUGCAUUUUGUAAGUUUAAUUUGAUUUGCAUUUCUCCUUCCACAAAUGUGAUGUAUUAUUAUUAUUUUUUGUUACUGAUGUUUUAAGAUCUUAAACCACAUUCAGAAGCACCACAUGGAGACCAUGGCUUGUUUUUUGGAUGUAAAAGGAAGCAUUGGCCUGUGUUCAGAAGUUGAAUUGUGCUGAAUUCAGCAGAAUGUUAAAUUUGGAUUAAUAAAAGUAUAAUGUAACUAGACCUUUGCCAUGGUAAUAUGCACAAAAUUACACUUCAAUGCAAGCUUUUUUUUUUUUUACUUUAAUUUAUUGUUUUUUUAAUUUUUUUGUUUAAGGCUCAUGGCAAUUUUUAUUUAUUUUACUUUUUGUUUAUUAUAUUCUAUUGUGCUGCCAUGCAAAAUUUUUGUUUUGGACUUUAAAGGUUUUUUUCUUUCUAUUCUUUUUAUUUAAAGAGCAGUUUUGUUUUAUAGCUUGUCAUCUGAUUAUGUUACAUUUGAUGUGGGCUGAAUGCAAGUCAAUGCUGGGAGAUAAUUUUAGGGGAAAAUGGAAAACUAGCUUCUUUUUUAUAUAUAGCUGGUAAAUUUCAUAAUUCCUUCUUGCUGAACUGUGGUGUGAGUGGGAUCUAAUAGGAUGUAUCCCUUAUGUAAUAUUUAAAGGGGAAAUAUUCCUAUAGAUCUUUGAGUUUGCUGAAAGUUUUGUACGAUAAAUGACGCAUGAAUAGAACAAUCAUUGUUUUGAGAGUAACGGCUCGUUAGCCUCCUAGCAGAACUGCUGAGGUCCUAUCUUCGGCGGUUCUGCUUGGAGGUUAAUGGCACCUGAACAAUAUGGAAUAAAUGCCACUGUCAGAGGAUACUUUAAAGGCAUUUUGGGGGUUUUUUUGCUUUUAAAUUUUUACAAAAUAAAAUAUGAAUUAUCA